This is a messenger RNA of Corylus avellana, 450 nucleotides long. RefSeq lists its product as uncharacterized. The record is from RefSeq and is a predicted model, not a curated record. NCBI's taxonomy places the organism in Eukaryota, Viridiplantae, Streptophyta, Magnoliopsida, Fagales, Betulaceae.
AUGGAGGGCCGGCCUUGGGCAUAUGAAAAACAAAUUAUGGUUUUGAAUGAACUUGAAGGGCACACCCCACCCUCAAAGUUGGAUUUCAACCAUACGCCGGUCUGGAUCCAAAUCCAUGACAUGCCGCUGCAUUGCAUGUCAAAAACGGUGGGAGCAAAGAUUGGAGCGACCCUAGGAGACCUUGAAGAAGUUGAUGCAGCUGCAGAUGGUAUAGGCUGGGGGAGAUUCUUGAGGAUCCGUGUCCGUAUUGACAUUACCAAACCACUUGAACAGGGUCGAGAAUUACAUAUUGGAGGCAAAUCGGUGUGGGUAAAGUUCAAAUAUGAAAACCUCCCACUUUUUUGCUUUCAUUGUGGCUGUAUUGUGCAUGGAGAGAUGGGAUGCCCAGUCAAGAAGACAAGACGCUUACACAGUGAGGAAGGCGUGGGGGAUUGGGGGGUGUGCUUGUGA